Hyposmocoma kahamanoa is the source of this 1455-nucleotide messenger RNA. RefSeq names its product pyrroline-5-carboxylate reductase 3 (gene P5cr). NCBI's taxonomy places the organism in Eukaryota, Metazoa, Arthropoda, Insecta, Lepidoptera, Cosmopterigidae. The record is from RefSeq and is a predicted model, not a curated record. Gene Ontology annotation, biological process: L-proline biosynthetic process. Gene Ontology annotation, molecular function: pyrroline-5-carboxylate reductase activity. The transcript has 5 exons. The coding region runs from base 25 to 876 and encodes 283 amino acids.
UGUAAACUACCUGCUAGGAUAUAUAUGCCUCGUCCAGAUAUCAUGUCGUUCAAUUUGGGUUUUAUAGGUGGUGGAAAUAUGUCAACAGCGCUCGGCAAAGGCAUCAUCAAUAAUGGAACCCAUUCAGCAUCUAAAAUCUGGGUGUCAGGGCCUCAUCUAAAAAACCUCAUUCACUGGAGUGAAAUGGGUGCAAAUAUAACCGACAAGAAUGGUGAAGUAUUUUGCAACUGUGAUGUAAUAUUCCUGGGUGUGAAGCCGUCUUUGCUGUCUACAGCCGUGACCGAUACUCUAAACACUUUAACUAAAAGCGUGUCAUGUAAGGAUGUGGUGUUUAUAUCAAUGUUGGCCGGCAUUACAAUUUCAAGCUUACGGGAGGUUCUACAAGACUUAUCCAAGAAUAUUGCUGUCAUACGCAUCCUUCCAAAUAUGCCCUGCACUGUCGGAGCUGGCUGCUGCAUAUAUUCAAUUGACUCCGUAGUCACUCCACAACAGUGUAGUAUGCUGGAAAAUCUUUUAGGAAAAUGCAGCCUGGUUGAGAAGAUUCCUGAAUACUUAAUGGAUUCUUUAGGAUCUCUUGUAGGGUGUGGUCCUGCAUAUAUAUAUAUAGUAAUAGAAGCUCUAGCCGAUGGAGCAGUCAAGCAGGGUGUACCACGUAGUACAGCUCAGCGUUUGGCAGCCCAGAUGGUAAUGGGGAGUGGUCAGAUGGUCCUGUCCACUGGGAAGAAUCCUGGGUUGCUGAAAGAUGAAGUUUGCUCACCUGGAGGAACAACUAUCUGUGGGAUUGCAGCUCUUGAAGAGGGAAAUUUAAGAUCCACAUUCAUUAAAGCUAUUGAAGCAUCAACUAAAAAAAGCCAGGAGUUGGGGAAAAAGUCAUAAGUCUAUUGAAGUUGUAUGUAGACGUAGUUGUAUCUGACAGAUACAAACCUGAAAUUUUGUUGCAUCAGUGUUGUGGCUGAUGGUACGAAAUGUACAUACGCCCUGCUCACAAAUCAAAGUAGAUAUUAACAGACAAUCACAUAACUUUUUAUUAAAAUUAGUACCUGUGUAUUUUAAAUACGAAAAUUAACAGUAUUCACUGGCUAACAUUGUUAGAAAGAUAUGGGUUACAUUGAUAUUAUUCAUAUUGACUAUGUUGCAAUGAAAAGGCAAUUUAAUCAUUGUAAAUUUAUAUUUUCGUUUUUGAAAUCAUGAAGUCGUAAGUAUUAGUUUUUUUUUAUUGUAAGAGCAGUUCCUACCAUAAUAGUUUUAGUUGAAAACUAAUUACUUAUAAAGCACAGUUGUCAUUUUGUUGACUAUAAAAUAUUUAUAAGUUCAUGGAAAUUUUAAUUUUACUAAUUUUUCUUGUGUUGCUAUACCAAAUCAUGACAGGAUGAGAUCUGGUACUGAUAUUAUUAAUUUAUUGUUUCAUGUUAUGGAGGUAUAAUGUAUAUAUAUUUAAACGCACACACUCAUAGU